Messenger RNA from Gekko japonicus, 2034 nucleotides. It is a transcript of the gene AMH, whose product is annotated as anti-Mullerian hormone. Lineage: Eukaryota; Metazoa; Chordata; Lepidosauria; Squamata; Gekkonidae. Gene Ontology annotation, biological process: gonad development; Mullerian duct regression. The transcript is spliced from 5 exons. The record is from RefSeq and is a predicted model, not a curated record. Bases 1 to 2034 code for a protein of 677 amino acids. Gene Ontology annotation, molecular function: growth factor activity.
AUGCGGAUUGCGUGCGAAGAUGUUCUCCUGGGAGCGUGGCUAUUGCUCGCGUCCGUCUCUGUGCCUGGCAAAGGGAUGUUGGCAGGUGCAGAAACCUGGCGGGAACAACCCGAGGUUUCGGCCUCCAGAGAGUCUGAAACCCAAGAAACAGUGCCGUUUGCAAGAGCCUUGGAUUUGAGAGGACCGGGGCUGAAGGUCGCCGCAAAUGAUCCAGAAGGACCAAGUCCUCAUGAGCACUUGGCUGGAGGAGAAGAAGAUGAUGAUGAUGAUGAGAAUUCCCGGAGGCCAUGGCCCAGAUCCAACUCCCAGGCUCGGCCCAACAGGGGCCCGGAAGAACCUGUGUGUAGGGUGAAACUGGACAGGAGAGGGGACCGGGCUCCCAACCACUUGGAGGUGGUGGGUCUCCUCACCAGCCACGAGAGUGGCUUCCUGAAGGCCCUGAGCAGAUCCACCUGGAGCGAUGGAGACCUGGAAGAGUUUGGGCUGUGCCCCCCGGACGUCCCUCACUCUCUUCUUUCUUCCCUGCAGCGCGUCGGCAGCUAUCUAGCCGACCCCGGGAGCAGCCGCUUUCUCCUUCUGCACCUGGAGGAAGUUCAAUGGAAGGCUGAGACGAAGCUGAGGUUUCAGCUGACCUUCCCAGAGGACGUGGAGCCACAAGUUGGCUCUCUGCAGCUGGCUUUCCUCAUCUUCUACCACGGGAGAAAGGAAGGUGCGACCACUAGCCCCAGGGAGAAGUUCCUCGUGGGAGGGGAAGGCCUCCAUCAAAAGCAGAUUAUCUGCCUCUCCGGGGCAACACGGUACCUCAUCCUCAAGGGCUCACUGGUGUCGAGAAGGAGUAUCCCAGGCCAGCUCAGCUUCCAAGUCUCCUUGGUCAUCCGGCGUCACAGCAAUAGGGAUGUGGCCCUUUCGCCCCAGGAGGCACAGGAUUUACUUUUUGGCUUUGAUGAAAAAUGUUUCACCCGCAUGACCCCGUCCGUGCUGCUGGUGGCCCAACAAAGGCCUGAGGGGGCUGCUGCCACGUCCUCUUCCUUCCUUGCUGCCAAAGGUGUGCUGGAUACAGCGCCAUACCUAAAGCCCAGCAGCUUGCCGGCCUUCGGCGUAGCCGAACCCCCUGUCAACACCACAACUGGCCACCAGAAUAUAUCGGCGCCAGCACCUCCCCUCAGCACCGGACAGUUCUUAGAGGCCCUCUCUCAGUUUGUCAAUCGGGUGUUGUGGCCGUUUGGGAAGCUGCCUCCCGCCGCCAGGUCGCGCCUCCAGUUGGACUUUGACACGGUGGAGGCCCUCCCACACUGGUCCUUCAACCUGUCGGAAGAGGUGGCCUUGGAGUGGCUGGUCAAGUCCGAGGACCACUUGGUGGUCCUCUUCCCCGAGGACAGCCAGGCCUUGAUGGAGCAAGACCUGGGCCAGCGGUACCUGGAGGGGAGGUUGCUAUGGCAACUGCUGGAGAAACUGAGCUCCGUCAUCCGGGAGCUGAAGGGCAUCCCGUCCUUCCAAACAAACGACGGCCUCUUCCAUCAUCUCCUCGCGUCCUGCUACUACCCUUCCGGGUCCACCUCAGGGACGGCCGGGGGCGACUCCAGGGCGACAGGCCCACAGGAGGGAACGAGUCGCCUGAGGAAGCUCCACAGCCUCUUGCUGCUGAAGGCCCUGCAGGCCGUGCGGGGGCACUGGUGGGAGUCGAGGAAGGCGCCGCGGGCAAACCGCAGCACCCAGCCGCAGGAGGACUACUGUCAACUGAGAGAGCUCAGGAUAGACCUGGUCUCCAUGGGCUACAUCAUUCUGCCCGAAUGGUACCACGCCAACAACUGCGUCGGGCCCUGCCGAAGCCCCCUGUCCACCCGUAUCACCGACUACUACAGCCACACUCUCUUCCUGCUGCGCAUGCACGAACAGGGCCUCCCGCUUCAGCGCGCCCCUUUCUGCGUCCCCGUGAAAUACUCCCAAAGCGUCAUUUUGACCUUCACUAACGACCAAGGGCUGAAAGUUAAGAUGUACCCCGAUAUGGUGGCUGAGGCAUGUGGCUGUCGGUGA